AUGAUCCCAUCUCGGUCUCUCCUGACAGGCCUCCUGGCCUUGUCGACCAGCUCUUUCACCGCAGCUCUCCACUCACGCUCCAUCAUACCGCCAGAGGGUUGCCCCAUCCCCACAUGGACUGUGAGCACGUUCCACUGGUACAAUGGCUCCCACAGCCUUGACUGCAUCCACAACGAGGUCGAUCGCAACACGCAAGGAUGCCUCUGCGGCCGAGCAUGGUGUGAUCCGAAUCCUGCGACCUGCAACGGGUCCAUGGUGAACGUCUGCUGGACCGGAAUGCCCAAUUAUGAGCCAUGGGGCUACGGCCCGAAGCAGACCCUCGAUAUCGACUUCGAGGAUGGUCUGACGUGCCAUGAUGAAUACAUCGGAUACCGCAUCCAUGAUAUCGCCCACGGCGAGACCAAUUGCGGCUAUGCGGAUCGUGGUGCGGGCCGCAUUGUUUCUUUCUAUGGAUCGUCGAACGAAGCUAGUUCGACCGGUCACAUGGAUUAUACCCUUGGCAGUGGGCAUGCGCUUAAGUGUGCUAAUGGAAGCUCUAUCACCUAUUAUGGAAGUGUGGAUUUCCCACUGACAUGUACGCAUGAUUCGUACUUCAACGCGACCUGCACGGCACCGGUGUUUGAGAUUCCCGUUUUAGAUUACUCAUGGGUGUCUUGA
Penicillium argentinense is the source of this 657-nucleotide messenger RNA. RefSeq lists its product as uncharacterized. NCBI's taxonomy places the organism in Eukaryota, Fungi, Ascomycota, Eurotiomycetes, Eurotiales, Aspergillaceae. The record is from RefSeq and is a predicted model, not a curated record. The transcript has a single exon. Bases 1 to 657 code for a protein of 218 amino acids.